GACAUUUUCUGUCAGUCACGAAAAAAAAAUAAAAUUUUUGUUCGAGGUUCGAGUUAAAGAAAUUACAGUCAUCAAAAGAAGGAAGGAAAAGUUAUCUUAAAAAUUUACAAUUUAUCGCUGAAAUCGGAUAUACCGCUGCAAAAUGUCACAAACAGGGACUCCAGCGACAACAGCACUCCAGUCAACAAAUUGUACAAAAGUCUUCAUUCAACGCGACUACAGUGAGGGGACAUCAGUGAAAUUCCAUACGAGGCUUCCAAGCGAAUUAGAGGGUCUUAUUGAACGUCAGAUUUUCGAGUCAACAAUAAAUAGACUAAAUGAAUUUUUUGCGGAGGCUGAAAAGGGCACAUGCAGCACAUACUGUGAGGGUUGCAUUGGAUGUAUUACAGCUUAUCUAGUAUAUAUGUGCUCAGAAACGCAUUACGAAAAGGUCCUGCGUAAAAUAUCGAAAUUCAUUGCUGCCCAAAAUGAACGCAUUUACAAUCCCAAAGGUUUGCAAGUAAUUGAUCCGACAUACCGUGGUCUACGAGUCAUAGAAAUAUCCAUACUUGAUCGUCCAGGACGAACGUGACUUCCGCUUUCCCACUCAACAGAGGAAUUUUUCAUGUAACGUUUGUGUAAAGCAGACAUUUUUUCUUUUUAAUAUUUUCUUUUCUUUUUGUUUUGUACACAUUAAUUUUUUGUUUGUUUUCUUUCUUCUUCAAUUUAAUUAAGUCGUAUAAUUCCUAAGUUAUUAAUUAUUAUUACAUAUUGAUUAUUAUUUGACCAUGAAAAAAUGUCGUCGUCGUGUAAUUUUGUUCGUCUUAGGACCAAUUUUGUUUUCCUCCUACUUAUUCUAAUUAAUUUAACAAAAAUAACAAAUGUUACGAAGUAUUUAUUUAUAUAACACAAACAAAACAAAACGAUUUACAUUUUUAUAAUAUUGCUUCAUUCAAUUAAAAUCGAAAAUAAAAAACCAAUACUCAUCAUCAUCCAUCACAUUCAAAAACAUCAUUUUCUUGAUCAGUUUUCGUAACAAGAAAUAUUUAACUUUUUGUUUUAUUAUUUGAAGAAAACCCAAAACAUUUGUAUUAAUCUGUCGAGUUGGGAGUCAAAAGUCAAAAACUUAAACUUAAACAAAAACAAACCAAAUGAAAAACUUCAAUCAGUAUAAAAACACUUAAAGAUUUGACCUACAUACAUAAAAACGUAAAUGAUUUUAUGAAAAUCUAAAUAAAAAUAUCGAAUUAUUCUUAAAUGUAAAAUUACACAGUGUCAAUCUAUAGCAAACAAAACACAAAUAGUUAAUAAAACAUACAUUUUCCCUCACAUCUCAAAAAGAUGUCCGUAAUAAAAUAAAAGUAAACAGUUUUAAAAAUACAGAAAUUGUAAAUGUAUCAAUUUAUAUUAAUACAUAUUUACAUAUACAAUAUUAUUUGCAUACGGAAUUUUGUUUUAUAUACUUAUGUAUGUAUAUGCAUGUGUUUUGCUGCACAUAAUAUUUAAUGAUAUAUAAAAAUAUGUAAGCGCCCCCCAAUAUUACAUUCUUAUAACCGAGUUUCAUUGUUCAAACAUUUUUAUUUGUUUUUUGGUUUAAAGUUAUUUUUCGAAAUUAUAUCUGCGAGUAGUACAUACGAGUAUAUACAUAGUUACAAACAUACAUAGUGUUGUUAUAACUUCAAUAUUUAUACUUUUGAAACCCCAUAAUACAAUAUUAAAAUGAUGAAAUAUACAAAAAUAUAACAAAAUGUAAUGAAAAUUGAAAAGUAACUGACCAUAAUGUGAAUUAUGAAUUUGCAUUCAUAUUUAUAGAAUAAAAAUAAAAUAAAUAAAUAGAUACAUAAUAAUAUAAAAAAAA
Eupeodes corollae is the source of this 1837-nucleotide messenger RNA. Its product is annotated as golgin subfamily A member 7. The transcript has 4 exons. Lineage: Eukaryota; Metazoa; Arthropoda; Insecta; Diptera; Syrphidae. The record is from RefSeq and is a predicted model, not a curated record. Gene Ontology annotation, cellular component: palmitoyltransferase complex. Gene Ontology annotation, biological process: protein targeting to membrane; peptidyl-L-cysteine S-palmitoylation. Bases 143 to 571 code for a protein of 142 amino acids.